Punica granatum (pomegranate) is the source of this 1262-nucleotide messenger RNA. The record is from RefSeq and is a predicted model, not a curated record. NCBI's taxonomy places the organism in Eukaryota, Viridiplantae, Streptophyta, Magnoliopsida, Myrtales, Lythraceae.
AAACCCACCAAAACCGCCCCCCGUCUCCUUCCCCUCCGAGGAAGAGAAGAGAAGAGAGUUUUCCAUUCCGUUGAAUCUCCCCCAGAUUCCCAAAAAUCUUUCGUCCCCGAUUCCCAUUCCCAACCUCUUCCGAUCCCCCUUCCCUCUCCUCUCAGCCAUCGCCAUGAGGGUUUCUUGUAAUUCAUGCCCAUGCACCCGCAUUCUCCUCCCCCCCGCUCGCACCCAAUAACACCCUCUGCAAAUCCGAUCUUGAUUUAGGGGUAGGAGAUUUUUUUUUUUUUGGGAUAGUUUUUGGUUUUUAAAAGGUUUGUUUCUGGGUGGUUUUCGGGGAGAGGGAAGAAGAUGGGUUUGAUAGUGGAAGAGCAGCAGGGCGACGGUGUUCUUGUUCCGCCGAUCAAUUUCUCCAUGGUGGAAGAUGGCAUAUACCGCUCUGGCUUCCCUCAGCCUUCCAAUUUCGCCUUCCUUGGAACCCUAAACCUUCGCUCAAUCAUAUACUUGUGCCCAGAACCUUAUCCCGAAGAAAACAUGAAGUACCUUCAAGCACAGAAUAUUCAGCUUUUCCAAUUCGGAAUUGAGGGAAAGACGGAGCCUUCUGUAUCUAUUCCCAAGGAUACUAUCACGGAGGCUCUCAAAGUCCUAAUUGAUGUGAGGAAUCAUCCAGUUCUCAUCCAUUGCAAACGUGGGAAGCACCGAACCGGGUGUCUUGUCGGGUGCUUCAGGAAACUGCAGAACUGGUGUGUGUCUGCUGUGAUUGAGGAGUACAAGUGCUUUGCCGGGGUGAAGUCGAGGGCCAUGGAUAUGAAAUUUAUAGAGACAUUUGACGUGGCAAGCCUAAGGCAUAGCUUGUAUAGCAUAAUAUUCCAGUACCAAGGCUACGGCUCGAAGAAGAGGCGCCUGCUGAACAAGGAGGAGACUUUGCAGAAACCCCCCAGAAUAACUUCAAAUUAGUUAGUUGGAUUUAUCGGAGACUCUAGAGCGUCCCAACCCCCUGGAUUUCAUUUCUCUGGUUCAAAUUUGGUUCUUUGAAUUACAUGGAUGGAGCAGCUGUGGUUUUUUUUAUCUGCUGCCUAUUUCUUCCUUUUUUCGAGUUUGGUACUCAUCAUACUUUAUGUGGUUGGAUCAGAUUUCUCAGGCAAUAUUCUUCGUAAUACAGGUGGGUCUGGUCUCGUCCAUGGUUUGUUGUCUUGGCAUAGUUUCAUCAAUCUUUUGGUUGUAUAUUCCAAAAUCAGGUUCUAACAACAUCAUGUGGGUGCUUUAGGCAA